GCCCCCUCUCUCCUCGUCCACCACCUCCCCCUCGCCAUGCAGUCUCUCGUCGCCGCACGCACCAACGUAUUCCGGAAGUCUGCGCGGGGCUUCGCGUCGUCGGCGGCGCGCGCGCAGGCCGCGCCCGUCGAGAAGCCCACCUUGAACAAGGAGUUCAAGAUUUACCGCUGGAACCCUGAUGAGCCGUCGAAGAAGCCGACGCUUCAGACCUACUCCAUCGACCUCAACCAGUGCGGUCCUAUGAUUCUCGAUGCCCUCAUCAAGAUCAAGAACGAGAUUGACCCCACACUCACCUUCCGGCGGUCCUGCCGUGAGGGUAUUUGCGGCUCCUGCGCCAUGAACAUCAACGGCCAGAACACGCUGGCAUGCCUUUGCAGGAUUGACCGAACCCCGACCAAGGACACCAAGAUCUAUCCUCUCCCCCACAUGUACAUUGUCAAGGACCUCGUGCCCGACCUCACGCAGUUCUACAAGCAGUACAAGUCCAUCGAGCCUUACCUGCAGAACGACAACGUACCGGCGGACCACGAGCACUUGCAGUCGACAGAGGACCGUAGGAAGCUGGACGGCAUGUACGAGUGCAUUCUGUGCGCAUGUUGCUCGACAUCGUGCCCCAGUUACUGGUGGAACCAGGACGAGUACCUCGGCCCCGCGACGCUCAUGGCCGCCUACCGCUGGAUGGCGGACUCCAGGGACACCUACACGGAACACCGCAAGGAGAAGAUGCAGAACGAGAUGAGUCUCUACCGCUGCCACACCAUCUUCAACUGCGCCCGCACCUGCCCGAAGGGCCUCAACCCUGCCGCCGCCAUCGCCAAGAUGAAGCUCGAGCUCGCCGCGGAGUAGAGCUGUGCACCAUUUUUUGCAGACAGAGGUUCCAUCCCGACAUGGACGAGGUUGGGCCCAGUGAGCGCGAGGAUCGGACCGUCCAGAGGGUACCUACAAGGUCGUACACUAGUCCCUCGUUGUGACAUUUUUAGUAUUAUCAGCAUUCACAUUUUGAAGCA
Molecule: messenger RNA, 1007 nt
Organism: Trametes versicolor FP-101664 SS1
Lineage: Eukaryota; Fungi; Basidiomycota; Agaricomycetes; Polyporales; Polyporaceae
Product: succinate dehydrogenase iron-sulfur subunit
Exons: 7
Coding region: 37-846 (269 amino acids)
Biological process (GO): aerobic respiration; respiratory electron transport chain; tricarboxylic acid cycle
Cellular component (GO): mitochondrial membrane
Molecular function (GO): electron transfer activity; 2 iron, 2 sulfur cluster binding
Source: RefSeq, a predicted model, not a curated record